AUGACUCUGGCUGCAGAGUAUAAUCCAGAAAAGGUGAAGAAGGCAGAGAAGUUGGAAGAAAACCCAUAUGACCUGGACGCAUGGAACAUACUGAUUCAAGAAGCACAGGUUUAG
Molecule: messenger RNA, 114 nt
Organism: Neoarius graeffei (lesser salmon catfish)
Lineage: Eukaryota; Metazoa; Chordata; Actinopteri; Siluriformes; Ariidae
Product: cleavage stimulation factor subunit 3-like
Exons: 2
Coding region: 1-114 (37 amino acids)
Source: RefSeq, a predicted model, not a curated record